Trametes versicolor FP-101664 SS1 is the source of this 453-nucleotide messenger RNA. RefSeq lists its product as uncharacterized. Lineage: Eukaryota; Fungi; Basidiomycota; Agaricomycetes; Polyporales; Polyporaceae. The coding region runs from base 1 to 453 and encodes 150 amino acids. The transcript is spliced from 2 exons. The record is from RefSeq and is a predicted model, not a curated record.
AUGCGCCUCCUCUCCGCCGCACCCCUCCUUGCUCUCGCUCCGGCAGUGCUUGCCCAGAACGCCGUCCUCGGGGAGCUACUCCAGGCUCUCAACAGUUCCGGCCUCACUCGUCUGUCGAGCAUCGCUACACAGCUCAACUCGACUACUGCCGGCCAAUCACUGCUUUCCCAGUUGUCGAGUGGCACGCCCUUCGUUCUGUUCGCCCCCACGGACAAUGCAUUCAACAGUGCGCCGUCGAACAUCACCUCCGAUGUCGACGUCCUCUCGAGUGUCAUUGCUUACCACGUGGUGCAGGGCAAUUUUACCGGCAUAUCGACGACUUAUCCGAACACCACGGUUGGGCGUACGCUCUUGAACAACUCGACUUUCGUUCAGCUCGAGGGCAACAAGAGCCAGGCAGUCGCAUGGGCCGUCCGCGCGGACGGCAAAACACACGUUUUGGGCCAGAGGUGA